UUUCGAUUGUAGUAGCCUUGAUUUUACAAAUCAGUAAGAAAAAUCUAGAUAGAGAAAGAAAGGGUGAUGUGAAGGAUAAGAGGGUUUAGCGACUGCAGAAUCUGGGGGUGGUGUGGUUUCCACCCACGAGAGCUACACGGCUACUUCGGCUUCUAUAGCAGAAGAGUAUCAAUUGCUAAAAACUCAAACAGUAUUCACACAGAGAAAGAUGAAGAAGGAGCCGUACAAGGACACGUGGGAAGGACUAGAGGAGAAACUACAUCGUUUUGGUCGAAGCAAAACGACAUCAUUGGGUACAUGUCAUUUAAAAACAAUUUCAAUUUAUUCAGAUUUUCCACAUCAUUUAAAUUUUAGUUCACAUCAGAAAUUAAAUUGUUAUGUGUAUGUAUUAGUUCAUUGAAAUUCUUUGCCAGAUGCAAAAACAACUUAAUAACAUACUUGAAGUAUAUUGGGGCAGAAAAUUUUAAAUAUACACAAGACGCAAAAUUGGUCAUAGUUGAGAUAUUUAGCAGCAUUUAGACCUAUUUUUAUUGAGUGUUUGAUUUAACAAUAUAAAGGAAUUACUAUUAAGAAUUUUUUAUUUUAUUUUUCUCAUCUAUUUUGAGGGAUAAUAAAUUGGAUGAUUUGAUUAUCCUUAAGUAAGAGUAAUGAUUAACUCAUCACAAAAACCAAACAAUAAAUUAUGAAUUCAAUUAAUUGAAUUCAUUUCCAAUCUCCAAUUACGCGUAAUCAAACAUGGGCUAGUGCGUUCACAACAAAUACGAUGUUCUAUUUUUAUAUGUUGAAUCAAACAUAUAAAAAUAAUUUACACUUAAUACUGUAUUUAUAAAUAAUUCCACAUACAAAUUAUUUAAUAAAUUAACUUUAAUUGAUCAAUUUCUCUACUUUAAAUAUACGUUUUAAUUAUUUAUUAAAAUUCAUAGUAUAUCUUUGAUUGAUAAAUUUAUUAUAAAAAAAGGAGAAAUAACAAAAAAUUCUCCCUUUAAAUUUAUUUUUCAUUCUUGAUUUUCACUUUAAAAUGAGAUAAUAUUAUUAUACGAAAAAUUAAGGAAUAAUAUUAUCCAAAGAAUAAGAAAUAAUGAAAUUUAUUUUUGUAAAUAUAUCUUUUUUUUAAUGAUAAAUUUAUAAACGAAGGGGAAAAGAAUAAGAUAUUAGUUGUUGUCUAAAUCUAAUAUACCUCCGCGAAGUUUUACGUAACCAAAACGAUUCGAUUCUCCACUUUUCUCUCUCCACCCCUCUCUCUCUUCCUCAUACACUCCUCCCCCAAAAACCCAAACCACCAAUCCAAAAACAAAACCAAAAAAGUUUGACAUCUCCUUGGAUCGGGGACGACAUUACACAUAAUGGCGCCCCGUCUCUUGAGCUGUUUCAGGCGGCGACCCUCCGGCGACCCCCACCGCGAGACCGAUAAGGUGACGGCGGAGGAGCAGCGUGGAGAAGGCGGGCCGGUGGUGGUGGAGCUGUUCUCGUCGCAGGGGUGCGCGAGCUCGCCGGAGGCGGAGCUGCUGUUCUCGCGACUGGGGAGGGGCGAUUUCCCGGUGGAGGCGCCGUUGAUACUGUUGGGGUAUCACGUGGACAUCUGGGAUUAUAUGGGGUGGAAGGACCCCUUCGGAUCCAGCCAAUGGACGGUGCGGCAGAAGGCGUACGUGGAGGCCCUGCAACUCGACACCAUGUUCACCCCUCAGAUCGUGGUUCAGGGCCACGCCCAGUGUAUCGCCAAUGAUGAAGACGCCAUGCUCUCCUGCAUCGCCUCUGCUCCCACUUUCCCUGCUCCUUCCUUCCAGGCUCGUUUCGAGAAGCCAACGCCGGAGUCAUUGCAAGUAACACUAACAGGAGCUCUGCGAUCAAAUGUGGAUCAUGAUGGUGUGAAUGUGAUGGUUGCUCUCUAUGAUUCGGGCUUGGUCACCGACUGCUCCGGCGGCGUCAACAAGGGCCGCGUCCUCGCCAAUGACUACGUUGUCCGACGCCUCGAGAAGCUCUGCUCCGUCAAAGACAUAUCCGCCAAGAAAACUCUCUCAGGGACCCUCAAUUUUCCUCUAUGGGAAGGCUUCAAUGCUGCCAAAUGUGGACUCGCCGUCUUCCUUGAGACUCCCUCUCAUCGCAUUCUUGGCUCGCAGAGCUUUAAGUUGCCGGAGAAGCUUUAAGAUUUUCUUUUUUGUCGCCUACGGCUUGUUGAGUACGAGAGAUUAUCGACUGUAAAGGUCUCGUAGAUGCUACAUAUGAUGAAAUACAGUGUGUACUCUCGACGUGCACACGCAGGUAUGUGUGUGUGCGUGGAUUAGGAGCGCUCGUAUUGUAUUUUGCGAAGACAUCUAUGAUUGGAUUGUGGCCAAGUUAUUUGGGUGCUGUUUGUAUAGGGUGUGCGUGAAUGGUGGUUAGAUUACAUUGAUUUUUUCAUUCUAUUGUUUUCUAAUUCUUCUUUACCUUCUUCUUUCUAUAAAUAAGAAGUUUAGCA
This is a messenger RNA of Salvia miltiorrhiza (redroot sage), 2455 nucleotides long. RefSeq lists its product as uncharacterized. Lineage: Eukaryota; Viridiplantae; Streptophyta; Magnoliopsida; Lamiales; Lamiaceae. Bases 1344 to 2144 code for a protein of 266 amino acids. The record is from RefSeq and is a predicted model, not a curated record. The transcript is spliced from 2 exons.